CGUAACUUCGAUUCGGUUUGUAUCGGUGUAAGAUUCUUGCAGGAUCUACUGGAGCUAGUAUUCUCUAUUCUGUCUAUCGGGCUCGCACAUAACAUGGUUGUUGUGUGAAAUGUAAAUAGCGACGCAUGGAAAGACAGCGUCGGAGUUUCACGGCGGCGGAUGGAAAAAUGGCCACCGGCGACCGGUUGGACAAGAGAAGAACACCUUCGGGAGCUCUGACCCCAAUUCUCUGUCUCGAUCACGAUAUCCUCUGUAUGAUAUUCGCUUACCUCGACAUAUUCGAUCUCGUUCGCUGCUCUGCUGUCUGUAAAAUUUGGAAUUCGAUCAUCAACGACUCUAGUCUGCUGAAGAAAUAUUAUUAUAAGCUGCGGAUUAGCUCUAACUUUGGUCCUUCUGCAUCACGCGAAAAGCCACUGAGGAUAGUUCUACAGGAACUUGCUAUGGAGCAGCAUAGAUUAGCGUUUCAAGAAGGUAACAUUCAUAUCGAUCAGUGGAGAGGUCAUUCGGGCAGGGUUGAUCAGUGCCGCAUGAAAAUGGGCUUGAUUCUUACUGGUGUUGGAGACAAGGUUAUGCGUCUCUGGUCAUUGGAAGGCUAUAGAUGCAUGGAAGAAUACUCAACACCGGACAAAGUCUCUCUUGUUGACUUUGAUUUUGAUGAGAGCAAGAUUGUUGGUCUUGUUGGUACACGUGUAUGCAUUUGGAGGCGCAAUGGGAAAAGAAGUAUAUUUCCUUCCCAAGAAGGAACAUUUCCAAAAGGUUUAUGCAUGCGUUACUUUGAUCCAGAUGCUGUGAUUGGAUGUGAGGAUGGGACAGCUCGUGUUUUUGACAUGUAUAGUAGGAGAUGCUCUCAAAUUAUAAGGAUGCAUUCUUCACCUAUAAGUAGUUUAUGUUUGGGUGAUGAUCAACUGAUACUGAGUGGUUCCUCAUUCGGAAGCAUCACAAUAUCAGAUCCUUCCUCUCUUAAGCAAGUAGCAAAACUUAAAUCAAUUGAUGGAACAGCUAUAAGGACAUUAUGCCUUAACCCCGCUUCUGAGCUUGUGUUUGCUGGAUCAGCUGCUGGGUAUACCUACUGUUGGGACCUUAGGACAAGGAGACCAUUAUGGGAGAAACGGGUGGGCUCUAAUAUAUUCUCUGUACAAUACCUGCAAAAUGACACGUCAACAUUAGCCGUUGGUGGAAUAGACGGCGUCUUACGAAUCUUAGAUCAGAAUAAUGGUAACAUAAUCUCGCGUUGUAUAGCCAAGGAUGGUUUGAUAUCAACUCAUCAAGGUCCUUCUGGAGCCAUUCAGAGACUGAAAGGGAAAAGGAUACAUGAAGAUGCCAUUAUCGACACCAUCCCCAGGAUUGCUCGACCACCUAUCACUUGCUUGGCCGUGGGAAUGAAGAAGGUUGUCACCACACACGGUACUGGAAACAUUAGAAUGUGGAAAUUCAAUUGAGAACCUGAACUUGUUUCUUGGAAGAUUAUGACUUGCUCUGUUAUUAACCAAUUAGAUAUUAGGAGGCCCUAUAUAUUGUAGGGAAUAUGAGACAUGACAUAUAUGUUGUUACAUUAAAGAUUUUUGAAUUCUCGGUUUCGCUUAAGAAAAAGAUAAUAAUAAAGGGGAUUUUGAAUCUUCAAGAUGA
Molecule: messenger RNA, 1626 nt
Organism: Neltuma alba
Lineage: Eukaryota; Viridiplantae; Streptophyta; Magnoliopsida; Fabales; Fabaceae
Product: F-box/WD-40 repeat-containing protein At3g52030
Exons: 9
Coding region: 126-1439 (437 amino acids)
Molecular function (GO): protein binding
Source: RefSeq, a predicted model, not a curated record